AUGCUAAAUGGUACCCUUUCUGAUUCAUCUGAUUUGAACUUUGGUGUCCCGCAGGGUUCGUGUUUGGGGCCUCUUCUUUUUAUAUUAUAUGCCUCCAAACUGUUCGAUAUUAUUAACAAUCACUCGCCAGAUUCACAUGGUUUUGCUGAUGACACUCAGUUGUAUGUGUCAUUCAAACCUGACUACCCAUGCGAUCAAUGUGAAGCGAUCUCGGUAAUGGAAAGCUGUGUCAACGAUCUUCGGAAAUGGAUGAUUCAAGAUAAAUUGAAACUAAAUGACAGCAAAACUGAACUGCUAAUAAUUGGAUCUAAGCAGCAACUGCAGAAACUUAACCCAUGCCAUGUACGUAUCGGGAAUGCUGAUGUCCUUCCUGUACCAAUAGCUCGUGAUCUAGGAGUUUGGCUUGAUUCAAAUUUAUCAAUGUCAUGUCAUAUAACAAAAACAUGUGGUGCCGCAUUCUAUUGGCUUCACAACAUCAAACGCAUCAGCAAGUUUUAUCUCGGGAAAAUCUGUUGA
Messenger RNA from Paramuricea clavata, 516 nucleotides. NCBI's taxonomy places the organism in Eukaryota, Metazoa, Cnidaria, Anthozoa, Malacalcyonacea, Plexauridae. The record is from the annotation of a GenBank genome assembly.